AUGUCCGGUAGCGAUGAGGUCUUCCAGAAGAAGAGGCUGCGCAAGACUGGAGACUUCACAGUUCCGUUGCACGGCCACAAUGUAAAGGCGGAAGAAGAAGGGAAGGGCGUGGCCUUAUGGCUCAAGGUAGAGUUUGAGAAUGUGACUGGGGAGCUUGAGUUUCGGUCGGUUGGGCUUGAGGUUGUUGUGACUUCUCCGCCGCCAAUUGAAAAGAUUAAACUCGAUAGCGGGACUUGGAACACAGGUGAUGUUAGAUCGUGGGAUCAUCCUAGAGAGAAGACCGAAGGCUUGAUUAAAUUCACAAAGGAGUUUACCUCAAUUCCGACGGUGUUGGUUAGCAUGAAUACCGCCAGUGUUAAAGGGGGGUCUAACUUUAGAGUCAAGGUUUACGCGACAGAGAUCAGUUCUCAUGGGUUCACCGUUCACGCAGAUAGCUGGGCAGAUACGGUUUUAUACUCGUGCGGUGUGACGUGGUUGGCGAUAGGAUCUUGA
Molecule: messenger RNA, 492 nt
Organism: Daldinia vernicosa
Lineage: Eukaryota; Fungi; Ascomycota; Sordariomycetes; Xylariales; Hypoxylaceae
Exons: 1
Coding region: 1-492 (163 amino acids)
Biological process (GO): cell adhesion
Molecular function (GO): carbohydrate binding
Source: RefSeq, a predicted model, not a curated record